Diachasmimorpha longicaudata is the source of this 1540-nucleotide messenger RNA. RefSeq names its product kynurenine/alpha-aminoadipate aminotransferase, mitochondrial-like. The coding region runs from base 207 to 1472 and encodes 421 amino acids. NCBI's taxonomy places the organism in Eukaryota, Metazoa, Arthropoda, Insecta, Hymenoptera, Braconidae. Gene Ontology annotation, biological process: biosynthetic process. The record is from RefSeq and is a predicted model, not a curated record. Gene Ontology annotation, molecular function: transaminase activity; pyridoxal phosphate binding. The transcript is spliced from 9 exons.
CCAUGGCUCAGCUUUAUGCUGUACUGCGCAUCGGAGGGGCAACGUUCCGCAUUGGCUUUUUUUUCAAGAUUCUAUUGACAGAGUGGGGAGGCACCGCGAGAGGAUUUUGAAUUUAAAUGGAAGAUGGCGGGAAAGAAGACUAGAUCUCGGCGCUAGGCUCUGGAGAUAUAAAUCCGGCUGUUUGUCAUUGCAUCACUGGAAUCGAAAUGGAUUACUCGAAAUUUUUCGCGCGGCGAACGACUUUUCGCACGGACAAUCUCAUCAGGCGUUUGACCAAGAUAUAUUAUCAAAACCCUGGGUCUGUUAAUCUCGGCUCGGGAAUGCCCAACACCACGCUCUUCCCAUUUCAAAAUUUAUCAUUCACCAACGGCGACAAAACAACGACACUGACUCCACAAGAACUAGCGACUGCAUUGCAGUAUGGACCGUCUCCUGGAUAUUUACCAUUGCUCCAAAAGUGGAAGGACUUCCAGAAGAAUCGGCACAAUCCACUGUUCGAGAACUGGGGCAUUGCCAUCGUUCCUGGCUCGCAGGACGGAUUUUAUAAAGUUCUGGACAUGAUUAUUGAAGAAGGAGAUCCCAUCAUGGUUCAGGCACCAGGAUACACUGGAACUAUAGCCGCAGUCCACGCAAUGGCUCCGGAAUACAUUGGAAUCCCUCAAGACGCCGACGGGAUAAUUCCCGCUGAAAUCGAGAAAAUUUGCAGCGAACGAAGAAAUAAUAACAAAAAAUUACCAAAAGCCCUCUGUGUGAACCCCAUCGGUGCGAAUCCCACAGGAACGGUCCUCACAACCGACCGGAAACGGGAGAUCUAUCAACUCGCGAAGAAGUACGAUUUCCUGAUAAUCGAGGACGACCCCUAUUAUUUUGUGCAUUUCCUGGACUCCCAGCCGCCGUCGUUCCUAUCCAUGGACACAGACGGGCGGGUUAUCCGGCUGGACACAUUCAGCAAGAUCAUCAGCUCCGGAUUGCGCCUCGGAGUUGUCACUGCGCAUACAGAAGUCAUUGAUAAGCUCAUCGUCAGCAUCCAGAACACUGUCCUCCACGCGUCCUCCUUAUCGCAGAUGCUGUUGUUCAAGCUUCUGGAUGACUGGACAACAGAAGAGUUUGAAAAUCACAUAAAGAAAGUUCAGACUUUUUACAAGUCUCAGCGGGAUGUCAUGAUCAAGUGCUUGAAGAUUCAUUUGGAAGGCCUGGCAGAGUGGACGGUCCCCAAUGCUGGAAUGUUUAUUUGGAUUAAGCUCAAAACCAGUCACAAUGCCCUCAACUUGUUAAUGGACAAGUUGAUCCCCAACGGUGUUUUCAUGAUUCCUGGGAGUGCGUUUAAUUACGAGGACACCCCAGACGAUCACCACUUGCGUUUGUGCUACAGCUUCUCCACGGAGGAGGAAAUAAAUCGGGCACUGGAGGUCCUGGUGCGGUUCCUACGCGAAAAUAUAACACCAGAGGAUACUAAAGCAGGAACCGAAUGAAUAAUCAUGUAAUUCGCCUGAAUGACGUUAUGUAACGUAUUAAUUUAUAGAAAUAUAAAAUGUUUACU